ACAUCGGAAACUGACUUUUUUUAACUGAACGGACACCAAAAUUUACAGAAAACUUAUUCUCUAUCAAAAUAAUUCAUUAUCAGCUUAUCAAGCUUACAUUUUUCAAUCAAUGAUUCACUAGAACAAUGCUAGGAGCAGGAACGCUAAAAAUCAUCAUACAAAGCGAGUAAUUAUUUUUCAAAGUUAAUUGAGAACAACAAAGGUGUGAUGGGUCAGACUUUAAGCGAGCCUGUAACAAAUAAAGAGACAGCGAUUUGUCAAGAUGAUUUUUACAAGGUCGGUAGUUCAUGUAUGCAAGGAUGGCGAACGUCCAUGGAAGACAGUCACACACAUAUUCUUUCACUUCCGGAUGACCCAGGUACAUCAUGGUUUAGCGUUUUCGAUGGUCAUGGUGGAUCGAUUGUUGCAAAGUAUGCCAGCAAACACCUUCAUAAGUUCGUUAUUCAAAGACCAGAGUUUCCCAAUGACAUACCUGAAGCUUUAAAACAAGGAUUCCUUGAAUGUGAUACUGCGAUGUAUAAUGAUGUAGCUAUAAAAGAGCAGAUGGCAGGUUCAACAGCAAUCACAGUCCUCAUAAGAGACAAUAAGAUUUAUUGCGCUAAUGCUGGCGAUUCCCGCGCAAUCGGAAGUCGAAAUGGAACGUUGGUUGCACUGAGUAGCGAUCACAAGCCCAAUAAUCCCGAGGAAAUGGAUCGGAUAUUCAAUGCUGGUGGAUGGGUUGAGUUUAAUCGUGUGAAUGGAAAUCUCGCAUUGUCACGUGCACUUGGUGAUUUUCUUUUUAAACGUAAUCAAACAAUCCCAGCGGAAAAACAGAUCGUUACAGCUUAUCCUGAGGUGUCAGUUCACGAUUUAACAGAGGAAUGGGAUUUUCUGGUGCUUGCUUGCGAUGGCAUUUGGGAUGUUCUUACAAAUCAAGCCGUAAUCAACUUUGUAACCGAAAUGAUUGGUGAAGGGAAAUAUCCAGAAAGUAUCUGUGAAGAGUUACUUGGUUAUUGCCUGGCUCCCGUUUGUCAUAUGGGUGGUCUAGGUGGUGAUAACAUGUCGAUAAUUAUUGUCUGUUUACUGCAUGGAAAACCAUGGGAAAAUCUUGUGGAGAAGUGCAAGAAAAUUCAUUCAAAUAAACGUGCAUCGACGAAAUUAAGCGACCCAGCAUUUACAAACUUUGAUCGCUUUACUGCAGAAGGUCCGUUUGCUGAAGUUUCUGUUCUUAAAGCUGCCGAUGAUAUUCACAACUCCAAAGACAGCGUAAGUUCUUCAUCACAUACAUCAUCAUCAUCAUCCUCGCCGAUCUCAACAGAUGAGAAAUUCGAAACAAUGGUUCUUGGACCAGACAAUUCAGAAGAUAAUUCGAAAGAAACAGCAGCUACAACCAUUGAACAAUUCGGUGGUGAAAAGAGAGUGGAAGAAAAUGUUGUUAAAUCGGAAAAUGAAUCAACGGAAUUGAAAGAAAUCACGAAAAAUGAAGCAGAUGAAGAGAGUAAAGCAAAAGUAAACAACGACUUAGAUAAUGGCGAGACAUCAUCAACAACUUCUGAUGCACCAAAAGCUUCGAUUGUGAGUAAUGGUGAAUAAAUUGUUUCAUUUAAUGACCGUCUUUUACCGAAUACGAGACAACGUUUGGGAGUAUGUCGAAAUGUAUUUUUGAUAAUUUUACCAAAUGAAACGAAUUUGUUUUGUCUCUUUAUGACUUAUUACAAUUGCAAAUCAACAUCAAUAAUGUGUUCUAUUCGCUAAAUGACGGUUUAGAAGAAAAAGUUAAAUCCGUUGAUAUUCUUAAAAAAAAAAACAUUCAAAUGAAAACCCACAAGGUUUGUUGUUGUUGUAAAGUUUACUGAAAACAAACAAUCGAAACGCUUAAAAUCGUUGACUUAUUAAUUCUUUGUCGUUAAUAAUUUCCCAUUCCCCUCCAGUUGUCUUACUUGUUAAAAAUCAUGUCGCGUUUUUUUUUCUUCAAAACUUUAUUUUCUCGUGUUAACAAUUUGUUAAUAAGAAAUUCUCUCCUUUUUAGUGCUUAUUUAAGAGUGCAUUGUAAAGCAUAAAAAAGAAAUAAAAGAUAGAAAUGUCGUGCACCAUCAUAGGACAAUGAGCCUUUGGCAGCUUUAAUUGAUUUUUUACUCAUGCAACACUUGUAAAGAAAUUUAUGAAAACGACGACAAUAUUUUCAGAAAACAAGUUACAACUCUUAAUUAAUUAAUGAUACGAUGACUUGUCAAUUAAUUGCGUUUCAAUUGUGAACGUAAUUUAUAGACGAUUCUUCUUUCUAUUUCGUUGAGCUUAAAUGAAAAGAAAUUUGGUUUAUUAAUGAAACAUUUCGAACUUUCGGGUUUUUUCUUUUUUAUAUCAAAGUCCAGGUCAGUUCACUUUCAGUAUCGUUAGACGUAGUAUGUGAGAAAGUAUGGUAAACAUAAAGCAUAAUAACAUAAAGUAAAGGAAUAAAGAAAGUUAUUGGUAAU
Messenger RNA from Clunio marinus, 2453 nucleotides. The record is from the annotation of a GenBank genome assembly. NCBI's taxonomy places the organism in Eukaryota, Metazoa, Arthropoda, Insecta, Diptera, Chironomidae.